AUGACUACGAGAAGUCAAUUGAAGAUGAGGAACAAGUUUAGAGGUGGAGUUUUUUUGUGGAAAUCUUGGGAGACUCUCGCAGCUGAGACAAAAGCGGAGAAUCCGAAUAAUAGUACCAAUAAACAGGCUUUCUCGGCUUCUAUUUCCAUUCUUAUAAAGAAUCACAUGCCUCAGAACUACAAACAAAAAUAUUGCACCAGGAAUGCUCUAGCCAAGAGUCCAAUGCAUGAUUUCCAGGUUUGGACUGACUCUAACAAUUUUAUACACAUCCCGACCAAAGGUGCUUUCUUCACUUGGUCCAACAAGCGCUCUCAUCCAUUUUUUAUUGAAAGUAGGUUGGAUAGGUAUGUUGCUAAUCAGAUUUUGAUUAACACUUGUAUUGUCUCUUCUAUCUCAAUGCUUCCGAAGUUACGCUCUGAUCAUUUUCUGAUUCUUCUCGAUGUUCAAAUCCAGUCCCAUAAGAAGGCGUCUCAGUUUAGGUUUCUUAAAGCUUGGACCAUGCAUAAAGAUUGCAUAAUAGUUAUUGAGUAUGUCUGGAGACAGAAGGAUAUAGGUUGUCUUAUGCUUGUUAUCUAUAAGAAGCUGCAGUUACUGAAGCAUUGUCUUAGAAAGUGGAAUCAUUCUUCUUUUGGAAAUAUUACUCUUAACAUCAAGUUGGCCGAAGACAAGAUGAAGGAUAUCCAUGCUCAACCUAUUCCUUCGUGGGAGGAAGAUUUAUUUAAGAAGAUGGAGUUUGAGGCCCAAGUUAGUUUAUCGAAUGCUUUGGACAUUAAGGAAUGUUAUUGGAAAGAAAAGUAUAAAAUUCAAUGGCAUCUGGAGGGUGAUAAGAAUACUGCUUAUUUCCAUCGUAUUACCAAAAUAAAAAAUGCUUACAAGCCUAUCACUUUGCUUAGGGAGGGAGAGGAAUGUUAUACUGAGACUUCCCAAAUUGCAAAUCACAUUGUCAAUUUUUUCCAAAACAUUUUUUCUCCUAAUACUUCUGUUUUGUAG
Molecule: messenger RNA, 990 nt
Organism: Vicia faba (fava bean)
Lineage: Eukaryota; Viridiplantae; Streptophyta; Magnoliopsida; Fabales; Fabaceae
Source: the annotation of a GenBank genome assembly